AUGUCGCUACAUCCAUUCGAUUCAAUCACUGAUGCAGAAAUCAGAUUAACAACAAAGUUGGUCAAAGACUUGAACAAAAACGCCAAAAUCCACUUUACUCAAUUAGAUAGAUUAGAACCACCAAAGAAAGAUGCUUUGAAAUAUCUUGAUGCUGAAAAAAAUGGUAGACCAUUACCUCAAAUCCCAAGAAAGACUUUUGUCUAUUACUAUUUGAAUAGUCAAAUGCCCUUGUAUAAGGCGCUUGUUAAUGUCACUUAUGGUCAUAUUAUUGCUAAUGAACCAAUCUUGAAAAAAGGUGUUAUUGGUCCAUUAUUACCAGAAGAUCUAUUAGACACUGAAAUUGCUGUAUUGGAAAAUCCAGCUACCAAAGCUGAAAUUGCCAAAUUAAAUUUACCAGACAAUAUCAAAGUUUGUUGUGAUACCUGGAUGUAUGGUACAGAUAGUGAUGAUAUUGAUCGUCCUUUGGUUCAAGGUUAUGUGUAUCUAAAAUUGGAUCAUCCAGAUGCAAACCAUUAUUCAUUACCUGUUAAGUUUUCUCCUGUUAUUGAAUUAUUAACCGGAAAAUUUGUUAGAAUGGAUUAUUUACCUGCUGGUGUUGAUGAGAAAACAGUUGCUACUCAACCAUGGAAACAAGUUGAGCCUGUUGAAUAUCAUCCUUCUUUAUCGGGUGAAGUGGAAAGACCAUUGAAACCUUUAAUUGUUCAACAACCAGAAGGUGCUUCAUUCACUGUUGAAGGAUCUAAAAUAAAAUGGCAAGGUUGGGAAUUCAGAGUCUCUACAAACGUUCGUGAAGGUUUUGCUAUUUAUGAUGUUUAUUUUAAAGGUCGUUCUUUAUUUUAUAGAAUGUCAUUAAAUGAAAUGACUGUUCCAUAUGGUGAUCCAAGAGCUCCUUAUCAUAGAAAACAAGCUUUUGAUCUUGGUGAUAUUGGAUUUGGUGUUAAUGCAAAUCAAUUGAAUUUAGGUUGUGAUUGUCUUGGUGUUAUUAAAUAUUUAGAUACUUUAGGUAUUAAUCGUGAAGGUGAACCUUGGCUAUUAACAAACACAGUUUGUAUGCAUGAACAAGAUUAUGGUAUUUUAUACAAACAUUUAAACUAUAGAAAUAGCCACGCUGUUGUCACAAGAAGAAGAGAAUUUGUUGUUCAAACAAUCGCUACUGUUGGUAAUUAUGAAUAUAUUGUUAAUUUUGUUUUUGAUCAAGCUGGUGCAAUUACUGUUCAAGUUAGAGCUACUGGUAUUUUAUCUACUAUGCCAAUUGAUGAUGGUGUUGAUGUUCCAUGGGGUACUAAAGUUGGCCCUGGUGUUAUGGCUGCGUAUCAUCAACAUUUAUUAUCUUUUAGAUUUGACUGUAGAUUGGAUGGUGAUGAGAAUACUGCAGUUUAUGAUGAUUAUGUUCCAAUGGAAUUAGAUGAUAAACUAAAUAAAUAUGGUGUUGGUUAUGUUCAAAAGAGAACUAUUUUGGAGAAAUCUGGUUAUAUUGAGCAAUCACCAUUCACAAAUAGAGCUUAUAAAGUUAUCAAUGAAAACAGUAUCAAUAAAAUUACAGGUAAACCUGUUGGUUAUAAAUUUGAAAUGCCAGCUAAACAAAUGUUGAUUGCUAGACCUGAAUCAUAUAACUACAAAAGAGCUACAUAUUCUACACAACAAUUCUGGGUUACAAAACAUGAAGAUGAUAGAAACUAUGCAGCUGGUGAUUUAACAAAUCAAAGUACUGAAGAUACCGGGUUAUAUAAAUGGGCUAAUGGUGAAGAAGAUAUUAGAAACAAAAACUUAAUUGUCUGGCCAACUUUAGCAUUAACACAUCCACCAGUUACAGAACAAUUCCCAGUUAUGCCAUCUGAUUUCAUGCAAUUCUUAGUUACACCAUCUUCAUUCUUUGAAAAAAAUCCAGCUUUAGAUGUUCCAUUAGCUACUAAUUCAUUUAACAAAUCCAAGUAUUUUGAAGAGAAGAGUUCUGGUGACAAGUCUUGUUGCAAAACCACACUUUAA
Messenger RNA from Hansenula ciferrii, 1986 nucleotides. RefSeq names its product primary-amine oxidase (gene AMO2). Gene Ontology annotation, biological process: amine metabolic process. The record is from RefSeq and is a predicted model, not a curated record. Gene Ontology annotation, molecular function: quinone binding; copper ion binding; primary methylamine oxidase activity. The coding region runs from base 1 to 1986 and encodes 661 amino acids. The transcript has a single exon. NCBI's taxonomy places the organism in Eukaryota, Fungi, Ascomycota, Saccharomycetes, Phaffomycetales, Wickerhamomycetaceae.